UCAAAUCUAAUGAAGAGAAAGAAGAAGAAGCCAUCAUAAUUAACUAACGGUAAGAACGAACAUAAAUGAAAAUGGGAAAACUGUUCCUUGGAAAUAGGGAAGAAUUCUCUGAAUGACUUUGAAAAUAUAAAAUAUCUACUAAAUCCUAAGAUGCAAAGUUCUUUGAAGGCCGAAUAGACGCAAAAUUCUUGGCGCGCAUCGGGUAUCUCUGGCGGUCGAAUAUUUCGUUCAUUAGGCUUCUCUUGGCCAUCUGUUUUCUCAUUUUCAAACUUCAGUUGUUUGUGUAUUUGUCUUGUUUGCCAACAAAUGGUAAGAAUAUUAAGGGCCUGCAUGCAAUCUUUGUUGAAAUUCGUGAAUUCUGGAAAUGGGAUGGUUGGAAUCGCCAUGAUUUUGUACGGAAUUUGGUUGAUGAGGGCUUGGCAGAGGCAUUUGGGCCAUUUGCCAUAUGAAGGACCCAGUGACCCAAUUCCAUGGUUCAUGUACAGUUUUCUUGGCCUAGGAAUUCUUUUAUGUGUGAUCACAUGCUUGGGUCAUAUUGCAGCAGAAACUGCUAAUGGUUGUUGCCUUCAUCUGUAUAUGCUGCUUCUCUUUAUGGUUAUCAUGGUUGAGGCUGGGGUGACAACAGAUGUAUUUCUGAAUCGUGACUGGGCUGAGGAUUUUCCAAAAGAUCCAAGUGGAUGUUUUGAUCAGUUCAAACAUUUCAUCAAAUCAAACUUCAAUAUCUGCAAAUGGAUAGGGAUCUCAACUGUGUCUAUUCAGGGUUUGUCUCUCUUGUUGGCAAUGGUACUAAAAGCUAUUGGAUCACGUCGAUAUUACGAAAGUGAUGAUGAGUAUGCUCCUGAGAGGCUUCCAUUUCUUAAGAAUGCUCUUCACUCACCAACUACAUGUGUUAUUGGGGACCCUGUUUUUCCAUCUAAAAAUGAUACAUGGAACAAACGAACCGACGACGAGUAACUCUGCAGAAGAAGCAGCAUAUUAACUUGUAUUGAAUCCUCCCAUUGCAUUUCAGAAAAAUGUUCCUGAUGUGUUCAGAUGUCAUAUUGACAAUACAAAUAUAAUAUGUAAGUAAUGUUAUAGACAUUGGGGUUCACGUACUGUUCUAGUAAAAUUUAUUUCUUGAUGGUA
Molecule: messenger RNA, 1125 nt
Organism: Cucumis melo (muskmelon)
Lineage: Eukaryota; Viridiplantae; Streptophyta; Magnoliopsida; Cucurbitales; Cucurbitaceae
Product: tetraspanin-19
Exons: 7
Coding region: 307-954 (215 amino acids)
Cellular component (GO): membrane
Source: RefSeq, a predicted model, not a curated record